This is a messenger RNA of Manihot esculenta (cassava), 1702 nucleotides long. RefSeq lists its product as uncharacterized. The coding region runs from base 133 to 1374 and encodes 413 amino acids. NCBI's taxonomy places the organism in Eukaryota, Viridiplantae, Streptophyta, Magnoliopsida, Malpighiales, Euphorbiaceae. The transcript has 3 exons. The record is from RefSeq and is a predicted model, not a curated record.
ACCAAAAAAAAAAAAUUCCAAUACAGUAAAGGCUUCAGCUUCAAGUACCUAAUCUCUCUCUCUCUCUCUCUCUCUCUCUCUCUGUCUGUCUAAUGUCCUCUCUCGCAAAUCCCUAAUUCUGUUCCACCUAAAAUGUCUUGGCUCUUCAAGCCUUUCCAAUCCGAAGAUCCAGAUUCUUCUCCUUCUCCUCCGUCAUCACCAGCAGCAGCUCCUCAACAGCAGCCCCAUGAUAGCCCCAACAAUCAUGGCGGCGGAGUUAAAGAGGACUUUUCCGUUAUCGGCGAGUCCAUCGGCCGCCAAUUGCGUGGUGUCGCCAACUUUCUUGCUCCGCCUCCGUCACCACCGUCCUCCUCUACUUUAGAUAAUCCACUUCCGUCGGAUGAUCCUUCUUCUCCAUCCUCUCAGUCUCAAGCUCUCCUUGGGAUCCGGAAUGAUCUUGCUGAAAUAGGAGGUAGCUUGAGGAGUGGUCUGUCUUUACUCUCCAGUAAUAAAGCGGUUAGUGAGAUCUCCAAAUUUACCUCCAGCUUUUUGCAAUUCCAAGGUGAUGAUAAUGAGGAAAGCGAUGAAGAUGAUUAUGUGCCGGGGAUUACAGAGGAGGUUAUUGGUUUCGUUCAGGAGAUUUCCACGAGACCUGAAUGCUGGACUGAUUUUCCGUUGUCACUAGAAAAUGAUUUCAGAAUGUCUGAUGCUCAGAGAGAACAUGCUUCAGCUGUUGAGCAUAUUGUUCCUGGUUUGACAGCACUUAGAGCUAACAUUCAUAGUUAUUUGGAGGAUGAUCAAUUCUGGAUGAUAUAUUUUAUAUUGUUACUGCCAAGAUUGAAUGAACAUGACUUUGAGAUUCUAUCAACUCCCCAGUUAGUUGAAACAAGAAAUGUACUUCUGCAGCAGCUACAAAACAAGAGAAAAGCGGCGCCGGAGAGCUUUGAGAAUUCUGCUACACAUGAUACAUCUCAAGCGGGCAUCAAAGUCAGCGAGAGACAAGAAGAGAACAUCCAAUCUAGAGAAAAAGGGGUAACUGACAUUGUAAAUGCAACUGGAAGGUUAGAAAUUGACAAUGAUGAGAAUGUGGAUCAGUGGUUGAAAGAGACCGAGAUUGAUACCUGCAAAACCCUGGAUAGACAGAAAAAGCUUGAACAUGAAGAGGAUGUGUCAUUCAGUGAUCUAGAGGAUGAUGAUAAUGAUCUAUCGAGUAGGCUAUCCAGUUCUAGGCAAGCACAGGGCAUUAUCAGGGCUCCUUCAUCCACUGAUUGGGUCCAGCUGAAUGAAAGUUCUGAAGUUGGAAGUGAUCCGCAGAAAGCAAGGCAGUCCAUCUCCCGUGAAAGAGAUUCGGAUGUUGAGUCCAAUGAUUGGCUUAAAGUUGACGACUUCGAUUGAGGAAUCCAUCCACUGUUUAUUACCGAUUUAUUGUAAAGUUUUCUCAAUCUUUCUUCUUUACAAUGUUUGGUUUCUGUCUGUAUUUAUGGAAUUCAACCUGUUGCAUAAGCAUAUGUUUAAACUGAUACUUCAGUCCUUGCGAAGCCACUCUUAGUGAAGGAUCAUGGUGGCGGAGAGCUGUGUGCAUGCGUCGGAAAACAGAUGUUGCAUGCUUGUAUGCUUGUGUAAGUGGAACUCUCUGUCCUUGUAAAUAUUGAAAAUUACCGGGAAAAAAAUGUAUGUUACUGCUUAAAUAUUCGAAUAAAAAUUUAUUAUGAACAAAGUUUAA